Xiphophorus maculatus (southern platyfish) is the source of this 571-nucleotide messenger RNA. RefSeq names its product protein S100-A11-like. Bases 52 to 315 code for a protein of 87 amino acids. Gene Ontology annotation, cellular component: perinuclear region of cytoplasm. The record is from RefSeq and is a predicted model, not a curated record. Gene Ontology annotation, molecular function: calcium ion binding; transition metal ion binding. NCBI's taxonomy places the organism in Eukaryota, Metazoa, Chordata, Actinopteri, Cyprinodontiformes, Poeciliidae. The transcript has 3 exons.
CACACCAAACACACUCUUGAGGAGAUCCAUCUGUCUGACAUUCAGCCCAUAAUGGAGACUGCCAUUGGUGUGCUGCUGUCCCAGUUCAAGGCGUAUGCUGGUAGAGAUGGUUCCUCUGACAUGCUGAGCAGGGACGAGUUUCAAAAACUGGUCAAGUCAGAGCUUUCAAGCUUUGUGAAGAAUGCUGGCGACCCUGCUGCCAUUGACCAGCUCCUGAGUUCAUUGGACCAGAACAAUGAUGGAGUGUUAAGCUUCCUGGAGUUCUGGCAGCCGAUUGGGCAUCUUGUGAGCAAGCAUGGGGGGUUCAGCCAAUAGAGUGUCUUCAAAUACUUUUUUUUUUUAAGUUUAAUGUGUGCUACUGAACUUUCUGUGUGCCAUGGAAGAAAAGGGAAACCCUCCAAAAUGGAAAUCACCUCAGCCAGUUUCCUCAGCUUAAGAGGCCAGUGAGUUUACUGACUGCACUAACAAAAGAAACUGUUUAAAUUUACUCAGUAAAAUUGAUUUUUAACAUUUUGCAAAAACAUUUUAAGGGUACAUUUCUAGUGAUGUCUUGAUGUUGAACAUAUGUAAA